AUGAACCCAUCUGAACGUAGUACAUCAAGCAACAGCAAAGAUUACACAAUGACCAUUCCAACACUCCCAGCCCUCGGAUCACUCACACGUCAUAUCGUUCUUGUACCAAAACGCGCCGGCGUUGUCAAGAUCGUCCUUGAAGUUGAAUCGGAAUUCGGUGGUGAUUAUGAAGUUUUAACAAGCUACGUACGUGAAUCAGGUAUUGAACGUCAAGAAAUAGUUGCUCGCGUUUUCGACUUAACCAAUGGCAAGGAAUCAUCUGGUAAAAUUGUUGAAAAAAUGACCCCAUCACCAUUCCUUCGAUCAAUUCGAUUCUCAGUCUCAGGCACUGGUCUCGAUCGUCUCGUUGAACGAUACACAUCUGAAACCAACUCAUUAAUGGGUAUUGACCUUGCUCUCAUUCGUCUCUGGCGUUUAACUGGUCUUGCUCGUUAUCUCAACGAAACAGCACAAUUACAAACACCACUUGCCAUGCAAGUCGCUGGAAAUAUCUCAGCCGCCUACCAAAAACUCCAACUCUAUAACGCUUAUGACGGUUCAUUCUCGUUCAUUUCUGACCAAGGUGAACAAAUCUCAUCACUCUACUUAUCAACAUUCGCUUUCGGUGCUAUCAUGUCACCAUUCAUGACAGUCCGUGACAAUGUUACACUCAACCGUACAUUAUCAUACAUCUUAUCACGCCAACAACAAGAUGGUUCAUUCGAUGAUGAAGGUUCAUGUUUACACUACCGAUUCUGCUCAGGUGAAUUCCGUCGCGAAUCAUUAACAGCUCUUGUUUUAUAUACAAUGACAUACAACAACAUCUCCGAAUACGCACCUGAAUUCAUCCACCGUCAAUUGUACUUGGGUGAACAAAGUCCAGUCGCACGUGCUCAACGUUUCUUAGAAUCACGUUUCGAUGCCGUCAAAUCAUCAGUGUUAACUACAACAUUAAUGCAAUUGGCUCUUAUUCAAUGCCCAGUCAUGCCAGAAGACAAACGCAUGAAAAUCUUCGAAGAUGUUCGUGCUCGUGCUUUGACAACUGUACCUGGCGAUGAAUCACGAUUCUUCAAAUAUACUGAAGAAAACAUGUUACCAGAAGAUGAAGUCUUAGUCAACGCUAUGAUCCUCUCAAUGUACAGUUCAUUCGGUGACAUCAAAACAACAUCAGACAUGGCUCGUUGGAUUGUUGAUCAAAUGGACAAACACCCACAAUACGACACAGUUUUAGAUGCUGUCUUCCACACUGAAGCUUGGCUCCGAACUGACUGUCUCUUCCGUCGACGAUUCUCACCAGAAAAAUUCGCCAUCACCGUCGAUGUUUCAACUGACAAGGGACAAAAACAUCAAUUCAAGAUUGACUCGAAGAACAUGGACAUCACACAAAAACUUCGUUUCACAUUACCAGUCAAUGAAAUCACCUACACAGUCAGUGGCUUCGGUGUUGCCGGUGUUCUCAUUCGUCAAGUUUAUUUUGAAAAACAACAACAACCAAUGAACCCACCAGCUCCAUUCCAACUCAAGAACGAAUUUAUGCCAAUGCCAUGGCUCAGUGAAAUUACCACCCAUACAUGUGUCACCUAUACACCAUCAGUAAAAGACAAACAAUUAAUCAAAGAUACAUUCAACCGCACAAUCGUCGUUGAAGUUCAACUCCCAACAGGUAAAUUUCAAAGACAAAUUGAUCUCUUAUCUAAUCGUGAUAUUCGUUUUUUUUUUCUUUCAUUAGGAACACGUGUCAACCUUCGUCAAAUUGGAUUCUUCUUAAGCCGAGUUCCAGAAAUGAUGUACUUCACAUUUGAUACACGCCUCAACAAAUUCAACUUCUUCCUUACCGUUCCAUCAACCAUGUACGGUAAAGAAAUCUGUUUUGACUGGUGUCUCGAACGUUUAUCAUUCAUUGACCAAUGGGCACCAAUUCGCAUUCGCGUCUACGAUUAUCUUCAACCUGAACAACAAUUAAUUCGUCUUAUGCCCGUCGAAUUUCAACCAAAACUCCUCGGAUACUCAUACGUUGAAGCUAUUCACAAGGCUCGACCAACCCUCGAACAAUUAGCUAAAAUGCAACAAUCGGCACGUCCACCAACACCACCACGUCCAUCACCACCCCGUGUUUAA
Adineta ricciae is the source of this 2097-nucleotide messenger RNA. Lineage: Eukaryota; Metazoa; Rotifera; Eurotatoria; Adinetida; Adinetidae. The record is from the annotation of a GenBank genome assembly.